Molecule: messenger RNA, 2760 nt
Organism: Seminavis robusta
Lineage: Eukaryota; Bacillariophyta; Bacillariophyceae; Naviculales; Naviculaceae
Source: the annotation of a GenBank genome assembly
AUGCCGUCAUCUAGUGGAGAUGGCAAUAACAACAGCAGCAGCAAGGGCGGGCUGUCUCUGAGUCGCCAUGGCAAGGGUAUUCAGAAUACCCGACGAAGUGUGCGAGGCAUUGGUGGUGGCAACCAUGGAAGUAGCAAACGUAUGAGCUUGGGCGAAGAGCUCUCGCGAAUUGACAGCAAGCGAGGUGGUGGUAGCAACACUAGUCCGUUUGGAGGUGGAGGCGGUGGCGGUCGAAAGCCCACCAUUGCCGAUGAUUUGAGCAUUGACGAGACGUUUGUCAGUGCGUCCGAUCCGCAACAGCAAGGAGGCAACAAGAGCGCUACCAACAAUGGCGAAAGUCCCAAGAGCGUCUUGUUGGAAAGUGCUUCUUCGACUACAGGAGACAGUAGCAAGAACCAGGAUUCGGCUGCCAAUAAGAUUUUUGAGAUUUCCGAAAAGGUCGCUGCCAUCAAAUCCAAACGGCUGUUCAAUAAAAAGGCACCCGUGCGACGAGCCAAUACAUUCCACGGCACUCCCCGUGGUCGUGGCGGUAUGGACGAUCUCUCGCGUUCCGAGCACGUUGUGGACCGUUCACCGCCUCCGCCAAAGGAGGACGAGCUGGGCUUGUCAAGGUCCGAACAUGCCCCCCGAAGCAGCACGUCCAUGAGAAAGACGGCAGCCAAGGCACAAGCACCCAGCAUUCAAGGCAUUUACAAGAUUAUUGACAGUAUGGAUACUACUACCAACGUGAGCAACACGACCGUGGCUCCCAACAGCAACAAUAGUUCCCAUGGACGUCGUCUUCCCCGACGAACCCGCACUGCUGGUGGAAACUUGGAAGGUAGCAAUCGAUUGGGAUCCAGCAUGCGUGGCAUUAAAAACCUACUCGAUAACAGCAAACACGGCGGUCUCGAUGGCAGCAAACACAAUGGCAUGGCCAACGAUGGCAGCGGCAAAGAAAAGAUGGCGGCCAGUGGCGAUGAUAGUCAAGAAAACAACAAUGCUGGUGCAGACGACGACGACAACAACAACAACAAAAAGGACGACUUUGGGACCAAUCACAGUCGCAGUUUGCAGGGUAUUCAAAAGUUGAUUGGAACUAUGAACAAAGACAAGGAAGGAGCACCGCCAUCAUCAUCCUCGAAAGAGAAAAAGAGUACGCCUCCGGAUCCUCCCAAACGAUCCAGUCGCAGUUCCAGGAGAUUGGUAGGUCGUCAGGAUAGCUUGGGACGCAAGGCCGAGGAAGUCCCACCCGCCAAGAAAAUGUCGGCAAACGAGGACGACCGGCGGCGUCGAUCCUCGUCCGAAGCCAAGAAAAAUGACAAUAACAAAAUGCCCACUUUAGAUUUGGACGAUGAAAACGACUAUGAUUCGGUCGCCACCCCCAAGACGGCUUCCGAGCCGCCUCCACCCCCACAAAAAGAUGCUCCACCCCCACCGCAACGAAGAAAUGUCGCUCGUCGACCACGAAACAACAAUGUGCCCAGUCUGGCGCCCCAUAAACCAGCCGCCACGGCAAGUCACAAAUCGGCACCGGCCAAAGUCCCCGCCACGCCCUUGCGAUCAUCGCCCGCGGUUGUGGACCCGGCCGCUACACCCAUUGUUAGUAGUACCCCGCAACAACUCACGACUCCACUACAGGCGACCAUGCCCGUCAUGCCCAAUGCCGAUUUUGACAGUUUGGCCACACCCAGUAGUGCGGGUAAGCCAUCCGCACCCCCCAUGGUGUCGCAAUUAGCACCGCCGCCACCCCCCAAACGCAACAUGGACCCGCGAUGGAAACAACAACGAGGAGGACAAAUAAUGCCCAUGGCAACACCCGGGCAGGCACCCAAGGCACCCGUCAUGACCAUGAUUUCACCCGGUGGAAUUGUCAUUGAAGUCAAUAGUAGUAAACAACAAACAAACAAAAAACGAGACACUGCUAUUCCCGAACCCAUGACACCGGCAUCCGCAUCACAAAUGACACCGGGUGGGAGGCAUCGCAACAAUAAUAAUGUACUGCAAACUCCCGCAUCCAUUCGCUCGCGAAAGAGCCAUGAUGGAGAUCAUUCCUAUCUCAAUACACCGUCGGUACAUUCCAUGGGAGAUAUCAGUGAAUUGACGCCGUGUACUACCUAUGGAUAUGCCCGUGGUGGUGGAGAAACCCCUCGAUCGCAGACGGUGCCUCGGACACCGUCUUUGUACCAGUCGCCGGGAGGAGUGAUUAGUGAACUGACUCCAGGAGGGUACAGUGUUGGAUUGUUGGGCGAUGAUGACUACCAAGGAAGCGAAGAAAAGGACGCAACAAUGACGCCGUCGAUUCCGUCUCGUGGUGGAUUCAUGAGUGAACUGACAUCGGGGACCUUUAGUAUUUUGCUCGAGGAACAAUCGGAAGAUGAUGGUGCCGACAUGACACCCAGUACGCCAUCCUUGCAUUCGCCUGCGGGUGUCGUCAGCGAAUUGACUCCUGGAACCUACGGAACUGCGACCUAUGGAAUCAGUACGAUCGGCGAAGACAGUAGUGGCGGAAGCAGGAGCAACAUUGCACCCGUUCCGAGUACACCUUCCCUGCACAAAGACUCUGGCAUUGUCAAUACUUCUUCUGUCCCCAUUCCAAUCACCCCAACAAUCCAUUCCCCGGCGGGAAUUGUCAGCGAGCUCUCGGGUGGCAGCGAACCAAGUUUCCACAGCCGAGGCCGGAACAAUACUGGACUGAGCAAUCUUUCGGGUCACUCGGGUGUCGUCAGUGAGUUGACCUACAGUCAAGCAAGUGGAUCUACUGGACAGGUGGUUGGAUAG